Moneuplotes crassus is the source of this 2649-nucleotide messenger RNA. NCBI's taxonomy places the organism in Eukaryota, Ciliophora, Spirotrichea, Euplotida, Euplotidae. The record is from the annotation of a GenBank genome assembly.
UAAAUCCCCAAAAAAUUGCAAUUAAUAAACCCAACCCCCCUCUACCAUAAUUGUUUAUGACCGAAAGCGACCAAAAUUCUAGAACUUCCAUUGUAACUGCCGACGACCCUAUAUACACGAGCCCAAUGGAGUACUUCCCUCUUGUAUGAAUAGGAGAAUACGGCAGAAGAAUUGAAGACGAAGAGAGCAGGAGUAGACUCAUGACAUAUUCAGGAAAUCCUCAAGCCCAAAUGAUGAAGCACUCGGAGUUAGCCCCCGUUGAGAGAUCCGGAGGGAUUAUUGCUAACCAAUCUCGAAGAGGCAUACAUCACAUGUUCUGUAUUACUAUGUUCAAUGAGCCUUACAUCCAGAUAUUGCAGUCCCUUGCAGGGAUUUAUAGGGCUUACUUUGAGUUAUUGGAGAUUAACAAGAACAAGUAUGAAGACAAGAUUUCAGUGUGCAUUGUAUGCGAUGGCUACCCUAUCUUUACAAAGGGGGAAAAAGGAAUGGAGAACAUGAAAAGAUACGAGAAGGCUGGUAUUUAUAAUAAUGAAAGCUCUAAAACUUACUGGAAUGUAAAUAAAGAGAAAACGGGGAAAAAGAAAGAUGACAAUUUUGAUUACUCUGAAGUACCUUCUAUAUCAAAUUUGGAGAAUGAUAGUGACGGCAUUGCUGAUAUAACUUUGGAAACUAAGAACAUCGCCCACUGCUACUCUAGGUCCAUGAGGUUUGAAGAUUUCCUGAGUGGUCUUAGUGUUCAAGAACAGCAAGGCUUCAAGAUUGACGACCUUGCUAUUGAAGACUUUCUGUAUGGUGAUGACGAGGAGACCAAAAUUAAGACGAGGAGAUUCUGUUCCAUGCCUAUCGAUGUACAUCUUGUUGUAAAGCAUUUUAAUAGAGGCAAGAUUGAGAGUCAUCUUUGGUUCUUCAAAGGCUUCUGUAACACAGUUCAACCAACAUUGGCUACCAUUAUUGAUGCUGGAACCAUUCCCCUCUGGAACAGUUUGUCCAAAAUGUCUAUUUUUAUGGAACUGAACUACAACACUGGAGCUUGAUGUGGAGAAAUCGAAGUGAUGCUCAAUGACAAGCACGAUGAUGGCAAAGAAGUUACUUUCUUCGAGAGCAUUCUCCAAAGAUCUCAAUAUGUCGAAUACAAGCUUUCUCACUAUCUCGAUAAAUCUGCUGAAUCGCUAUUUGGCUACAUCUCAGUCUUACCUGGAGCCUAUUCAAUGUUCAGAUGGCAAUGCAUCGAAGGAGUUCCUUUGAACGAAUUCUUGAAAGGGACUAUCAUUUCAGACCCAUCAAGGCCAUAUCCUUCUUGCUCUGAAGGCAACAAAUUUCUAGCCGAAGACCGAAUCAUGCCCUUAGAAAUCAUUUCCAAAGAAGGGUAUCCUUUCCUGAUUAGAUACGUUCCUGGCUGUAAGGCUUAUACUGACGCUCCGAGCGAACUCAAAGUGCUGAUUAAACAAAGACGAAGAUGGUUCAAUGGAAGUCUUUUUGCUACUUUAUAUGUGUUAUGCCAUCCACUCAGAAUCUGCAGAAGAAGUGGGAAAUUACGAGCUCUAUUUUAUUGGUUGUUCUUCUUGUACAUGGCCAUUAACACUUUAGCUGGACUUCUCAUUGUUGGUCUAUACUAUGCAGCCUACUCUAUAUUCUUGAGAUCAGUGUUCUCAGAAGCAGAAUGACCUGACUUGUCCAAAACAGCAAAUAUUCUUGAGAACAUCUACCUGGCGUUCAUCUUCUUCACGUUGAUCUUGAGCACCUGAGUUCGUUUGGAAUGGUGCGAUAGAAUCUUCAAAGUAAUUGCUGUGUUUAUGGGAGUCUUCUCAGUUUUGAUGAGCGUUGCAGUGCUGAUCUCUGUGAUGAAUCUCGAACUCAACUACAAGGUGUACAUAGCUGUGGGAGGAGUCAUCUGCACUUAUGUGUUACCGAUGAUUCUUAACUUUAGAAGAUUGAAGUUCUUAGAUUUUGUGAAAGGAACAAUCUUCAUCUUUUUCAUGGCUCCAACAUAUAUCAACAUCAUGACCAUCUACGCAAUAUCGAACAUUCAUGAUGUGACCUGGGGGUCUAGAGGCUCUGAAGACGAAAAUGGGACCGAGAGCGAAAGAGACAAAGCUCAGAGGAUUGACUAUGAGAACUUCAGAUGCAAUUUCCUAAUUGUCUGGCUAUUUGCGAAUAUUGCUGCUGGCUGGUGUGUUGUGUUCUUCUCAAGAGAAGACCAGACUGAGUAUUUGUUCCUGGUGGUCUUGGCUUUGGGAGGAAUUAUCGCCUUGAAAAUAAUAUUCUCAAUUUGUUAUGAAGUCAGGUUCUGGUGUAAGAACGUAAAGAUGAAAAAGAGAAUCAGGAUUGAAAUGAAAAAUCAUGGGAUGGAGUUCAACACAGAAGUUAUAGAAAGAGCUAAAAUCCAAGAUAUUGAGCUUGUUAAUAUUUCAAGAUCUAAGGAAGAAGAUAAGAAAGGUACUAAAAAAUCUUCUGAAGUGUCUUCUAAAGAUAACUCUGAGGCAGAAGGCGAACAAGAAGACCUUUCUAGUUCACAGAGUAACCAAGAUAGCACUUCUGCCUUAGGGAUCGAUGAAGAGGAAGCUUCUAGCUCAGAAGAAGACCUGGAUGAGUCUUCAGAAGAAGAAGCUGAUGGAGGACAGUUUUGUAUAGACUAAAUUUAAGAUAAAG